CAGAUUCGGUCUGGCUUUGUCUUACCACUUGUUGGUGCCGGGAUUCCUCUCAAGGUUGGAGUGGAGGGAUGAAACACUCUGUGUGAAAGCCUUGAGUCAACGGGGGGUAGAUGCCGACGCUCGUCGGUGUCCUUUCCUCCUUGGUGGUGUUGCCAAAGAGUUUCUUUCAUCUCCUCCAGUGGAUCAUUGAGGGCCAGAUUUGAGUCGGUCUCAGUAGUUACUGGUGUGUUCAGACCCCUUCCCCAGGAUUCGGUGAGGUGAUGGCAUUGCUAUGCUCUGGGCGAAAUCUUUGUCCCGGUUGCCUGGAACAGGCGAGUACAACAAGUUCUACGGUAGUGGGGUGUACAACUGUGCUGGCUGUGGAACGCCCCUGUACAAAUCCACCACCAAGUUUGACUCCGGCUGUGGCUGGCCAGCCUUCUUCGAAGGGCUUCCAGGAGCUAUACAGCGGACGCCUGACCCUGAUGGUAGGAGGGUAGAGAUCACAUGCACAGCUUGCGGCGGGCAUCUGGGCCAUGUGUUCAAAGGAGAAGGCUUCAAGACGCCUACCGACGAGCGCCACUGCGUGAACAGCGUUUCGAUGAAGUUCACUCCUGCCUCCUGAAUCCUUCUUCCCCAAGUUACCUGGCUGAUCGAACUUGCCAGGUCUGCAACGGUGGAAAGCAAUACACAAUAAUGGAUCCCGUAGUCCUUUUUCUCAAAGCUGUCUGUAUGAACUUCCCUGGUUGGAGAUUGCGGAGAGCAGUACAAAAUAUGGACGAACCUUGCGUGUCUCUGUAGGUGCAUGGUUCUCCUGUCAAAUUGGGCUGUAAGCUUGCAACUUGAAUUGCGUGGAAAUUCAACCCGAUUCAUGCUCCGGUCGUAAGUUAGAACUGAAAGCAUUCUGCAUUUCACAUCAACUGCUUUACCGGCUUAUGUAUCUGAAGAUGGUGUUUUAACAAUUUCUGCAUUGAUGUUUGCUCA
Messenger RNA from Brachypodium distachyon (stiff brome), 963 nucleotides. Its product is annotated as peptide methionine sulfoxide reductase B5. NCBI's taxonomy places the organism in Eukaryota, Viridiplantae, Streptophyta, Magnoliopsida, Poales, Poaceae. The transcript is spliced from 3 exons. Gene Ontology annotation, biological process: response to oxidative stress; protein repair. Bases 272 to 604 code for a protein of 110 amino acids. Gene Ontology annotation, molecular function: peptide-methionine (R)-S-oxide reductase activity. The record is from RefSeq and is a predicted model, not a curated record.